GGCUCCAUGAGGUAAGCAGUAGGGGAGGAGUAGAAGUAUUGUAGUGCUGGUGGUGGUACCUGCGUGUCUACCAUCUCGCAAGAAAUGUUUUUGCUACUGAUGAUGAUGAUGUGGAUGGAGGUGACGGCUAUUCCCUCCUCUUCAUCCCCCUCCCUGAGCUCCUCCAGGCAAAACAGCCACGAAAGCUUAGACAUGAGGAGAUUACUGUGUCUCUUGGUGAAGAGAGUGGAAGGGCGUGACGGGAGCACCUGCGAGUCUUAUCCUCCUCUUUGCACCUGCGUCCCAGCGUGGCAGUGCAGGGACGAGGGCGCCGCUGAGGAGGCGUCGGGCAACAUCCUAUCCCUCAUCGUCUUGAAAAACAUCAGGUGCGGCGUCACUGAGGAGGUGUGCUGCGUCCAAGUUGAUGAGAACGCCCCGCCCUCCACGCCGCCGCUCGUCACUCCUUCCUGCGGCCAGAGGAACCUACUGGGCGUGGGGAGCACCUUUGAGGGCUUAGAGGAACAGCAGAGCCAGUAUGGGGAGUUCCCGUGGACAGCCGUCGUGUUCACGGAGCAUCUCUUGGAUGGCUUCAGCUUCCAGAUCUUCACAGCCGGCGGGUCUUUGGUACACAAACGGCUCGUGCUAACCGUGGCCCAUGCAGUGCAGGGUUUCUCCGCCGACCAGCUAAACGUGCGCCUUGGGGAGUGGAACACAGAGACAGAGACCGAGGCGAUCCCCCACCAGGACCUGGAAGUAGUGGAGGUGCUGCUCCACCCUGAUUACAGCGGUGGUCCCCGCCAUCACUACGAUGUGGCCCUGUUGGUGUUGAAGCAGCCAGUAGUCCUCGGCACCACCGUCAGCACCGUGUGCCUUCCCGCCGGCGAGGAGGACUACCUGCCUGACGGGUGUGUUAUGUCAGGUUGGGGCAAGAAGAAUUUUGACGAUUCCAGCAAAUUUCAGGAGGUGAUGAAGGCCGUGGAGAUGCCUCUGGUGCAACAUGACGUCUGCCAAGCGGCACUGCAGGAGACGCGGCUGGGGCCAGGCUUCUUGCUGCACGACUCUUUCCUGUGUGCCGGGGGACAGAAGGAAGGUCAGGACUCCUGCACGGGAGAUGGCGGCUCACCGCUGGUGUGUCCCUUGAGAAGCGACCCUUCUCGCUACGUGCAGGUGGGCGUGGUGGCGAUGGGCGUGGGAUGCGGUCAAAUGGGCGUACCUGGCGUGUAUGCCGAUGUGCUCAAUGCUCAGCCCUGGAUCAAUGAAGUCAUCGCUACGAAAUUUAGCGGCUCUGAAAAUAAAAUAAAAGGCAUAUGGCAGAUAGAGCUACACUUGCGAAAUCAAGGAUCACAUCUACCCUUGUUGAUGAAAUAGCAGUAGAAGAAGUAGCAGUAAUAGUUAAUAGUUGUAGCAGUAGUAGUAGUAGCAGUAACAGUAGAAUUAUGUUACAAUACAAGCUAUGCAUUUAAUAGCAUGGCAGCAAAUCAUGUAUUAUUAUUGAUGUCUACGAAAGAACAAAUAUACGUAACAUUCUAGAUACACAAUCUAACAUUACAAUUACUGCUCUUCUCUGCCUUACCUUUCCUCCCAUACAUGGAUUAUAAAAAACCCUACACACACACACACACACACACACACACACACACACACACACACACACACACACACACACACACACACACACACACACACACACACACACACACACACACACACACACACACACACACACACACACACACACUCACACUGGAAAACUCUAGAACUUCCUGCCUGGUUCUGUAUUUCCGUCUUCCCGUGACUUGACUUCUUUUGAGAGGGAGGUUUCAAGACAUUUUUUUUCCUUAAUUUUUGGCUAAUUCUUUACUAUUCUUUAAGGGAACUAGCAUUUUAGGAGAGCCCUUUUUUUAAUAUUUUGUUGCCCUUGGCUGGUUUCCCUCCUGCAUAAAACACACACACACACACACACACACACACACACACACACACACGUUCCGAGCACCACUGACAAAGCUAUAUUGGAAAUGCUACAGAAGUCAAGGAAUACAACUCGUGUGAAUAAGACAACAAAA
This is a messenger RNA of Portunus trituberculatus (swimming crab), 2045 nucleotides long. Its product is annotated as phenoloxidase-activating factor 2-like. Gene Ontology annotation, molecular function: serine-type endopeptidase activity. The record is from RefSeq and is a predicted model, not a curated record. Gene Ontology annotation, biological process: proteolysis. Lineage: Eukaryota; Metazoa; Arthropoda; Malacostraca; Decapoda; Portunidae. The coding region runs from base 85 to 1347 and encodes 420 amino acids. The transcript is spliced from 7 exons.